Molecule: messenger RNA, 866 nt
Organism: Cylas formicarius (sweet potato weevil)
Lineage: Eukaryota; Metazoa; Arthropoda; Insecta; Coleoptera; Brentidae
Product: larval cuticle protein A3A-like
Exons: 2
Coding region: 146-790 (214 amino acids)
Cellular component (GO): extracellular matrix
Source: RefSeq, a predicted model, not a curated record
AAAAGAAUUUCGUACAUUUCUCAUUACUAUGCAGGUGACGAUGUUCUUCGAAAGUAACGUUAAGUUUUAGGACCUAUAAAAGUCAGGCCACGAAGAAUUAUCGUUAUCAGUCUAUCUUCAACGACACCCGCUUAAAUAACUAAACAUGGCAGCAAAGCUUUUCGUGUUGGCAGCUCUUGUUGCUGUAGCCAGGGGUGGAGUGCUGGCCGGUCAGGCCGUCGUAGCAGCACCCCAGGUAUUAGCCAAGAUCUCCGAUGACACGUUCGACCCUAAUCCCCAAUAUUCUUUCGCGUACGAUGUCCAAGACGCUCUAACCGGAGACAGCAAAAGCCAAAUCGAGAGUAGAAACGGCAACAUCGUUCAAGGCCAGUACAGUGUUGCUGACCCCGACGGUACUCGCAGGAUUGUUGACUACACAGCUGACCCAGUUAACGGAUUUAACGCUGUGGUUAGGAAAGCUCCGUUAGCCGUUGCUGCUCCUGUCGUUGCGAAAGCUGUCGCUGCUCCCGUAGCAGCUCCGGUAGUCGCUGCAAGAGCCGUUGCGGCCCCAGCACCCUUAGCCGUAGCCGCUCCCGCGCCUCUGGCGCUUCCCGCUCCCGCUCCGGUUGCUUACGCCGCCCCCGCACCAGUUUUAUCUGCCAGGGCGGUAGCAGCGCCUUUGGUUGCUCAGCCCUUUGCUAGGGCGGCUCCCUUAGUGGCCGCUCCUCAACCCAUUGCCUACGCGUCUGCGCCUUUGGCUUAUUCAGCAGGACCUUUCGCGAGGAUAGCGUCGCCAUAUGCCGUGUUAUAAAAGAUGACUGUGUCAUGAGUGUUUGUAUCUAAAUUUAACUGUUAUUUUGUACAUAAAUGAUUAAUAUCAAUUGCAA